Messenger RNA from Neoarius graeffei (lesser salmon catfish), 2919 nucleotides. RefSeq names its product FYN binding protein 1 b (gene fyb1b). The coding region runs from base 154 to 2355 and encodes 733 amino acids. Gene Ontology annotation, biological process: integrin-mediated signaling pathway; T cell receptor signaling pathway; protein localization to plasma membrane. The transcript has 19 exons. Gene Ontology annotation, molecular function: protein binding. Gene Ontology annotation, cellular component: plasma membrane. NCBI's taxonomy places the organism in Eukaryota, Metazoa, Chordata, Actinopteri, Siluriformes, Ariidae. The record is from RefSeq and is a predicted model, not a curated record.
UGUGAGGGGAAGUAGCAAGCAGCGCCCAAUUGUGAGACGACAGCCACACAUACGCACAAGCGUGCACACACACACACAAACACAAACACAGAGAGACAGUGGAGCUAGUGAAAAGAGUUUGUGAAACAGACACAGCAGGAGUCCACUACCACCAUGGACAACAUAUCAGAUGUGAAAGCCAUUCGGGCUCGUUUUCAGACUGCAGGUGUCUCAAUGGAAGGAAGUGCUGCAACACGUCCAAAGACCACUGUCCACCCAACUCUAUCAGGUCCUACAUUGCCAUCCAAAAAACCUGCACUGGAGGUCAGCCUCUCAGGUGGUGCUGCUGCUGCUAACUCCACCAACUCUAAACCCAGCUAUGUGAAGAACAUGGUCUCCAACAACAGUGCAUUAGAGUCAUGGGAGUCUCCAAAGCCUAAAGCCUUGGCCAGCAGGUUUGAGAAUGCAAAUGCAAAUGAGGAUAACAAACCCCCAUUUGCUAAACCCUUGAAACCAAAACCACCAGAUUCAAACCAGAAUGGUGACCCAAAGCCUAAGGUACUCUUACAGAAGCCAGUGAUAACAGAGGCCAAGAGCACAUUCCCCAAGCCACCACUUAUGACAACCAAACCUUUCAGGAGUCCUAAACCUGAGAACAAUGAAAGCACUGUGAAUGCCACCCCUACCCCUCCAAAAAUGCCUGCAACUCCUAAACCAAAGAGUACCAUCAACAUAAUUCGGCAGCAGCCAGAAGACAAUAAGGAAGAGGAAGAUGCAGCAAAACCAUUUUCAAAAUCAAAUCUGAAGCAUUCCAGCUUCCGUGCUGCCCAAAAUCUCUUCAGCAAAGCAGAAGAAGCAGCAAAGGAGGAGUCCAAAUCCCAAAUCCCAAAAGAAUCACAAAUGCCAGGCCCUUUUGUCCCCCGAAAAAAACCUAGCUUCAAGGCCAAACCCUGUGGGCCUGAUGCACAGACAGCAAAAGAUGAUCCUUUCGCCCCAAAAAGAAAACCACUGACUAACCUUCUUGCUCUCGGCAGUGCGCCAAGCAAACCUAACAGACCACCAAAAGUCAACCUUGAGAAGUUCAAGAAGGGUGCAGAACCUCAAGGUGAAGGACCUGAAAUAAAGAAGGGAGGUCCUCCUCUACCUCCUCCAGCAUCACAUCCCAGCAGCCAAGUAGCUCCAACUUUGCCUCCACGACCUACAGGACCCAUGAUACAGACAGAAGAGGAAUAUGAUGACAUUGGUAACCCGAAUGACUCAUCGUUUGGAAACUCAAGGCAACAAGACGAGGGAAGUGGAAGUGACGGGGAGAUGUAUGAGGAACUGGAUGGAUGGUCCACACCAGAGGUGAAAGAGCAAGAAAAGAAACGGGAAAAGGAAGAGAAAAAGCGAGUAGAGCAAGAAAAGAAAGACCAGAAGGAGCGUGAAAAAAAAGAACAAGAGGCCAGAAAGAAAUUCAAACUGUCUGGACCCCUGCAAGUUAUUCAUAAAGUGAAAGCAAGAGUGGACUGUAAAGGUGGCAGGAAUGACCUCAGCUUUAAACAGGGCGACUCCAUUGACAUCCUCCGGAUUACAGACAACCCUGAGGGCCGAUGGCUUGCCAGGACUCAAGACGGGUCCUGUGGAUAUGUAAAGACUGAAUCAGUCCAGAUCGACUUUGAUUCUCUGAAAAAUCAGAGCAGGCCUCUGCCUGAGAAUGACGGAGACGUGUACGAUGAUGUGGCGUCCCAGGAGGACAGCAGUAGGAGCAACAGUGGUCCAGGAGUCGUUCUGCCUCCACCACCGGAAGGCCCUGAUGAUCUAUAUGAUGAUCUGGAAGAUUCCAGCCUUAAUGUCAGCAGCCAGGAGUCCAGGUCUCUCACCAAAGCACGCAGCUUCAUACGGAUGCUAAAGGUCCCCACUGACUGGAGAAAAAGCCCUGUCCACACUAACGUGGUUCCUCCUCCUCCACAGUUCAGUCCAGAGGAUAAUCCAGCUGACGAAAUUUAUGAUGAUGUCGACACACCACAGCCUCUGAGCAGCAUGCCUCCUUCCAAACUGAAGCUGCCGAAACCUGAAGCUAAGACAGAUGACCCAAAGAAGCAGAAGAAAUUUGAAAAAGAGGAGAAGGAAUUCAGAAAGAAGUUUAAGUUUGACGGCGAGAUCCAGGUUCUGUAUCAAGUGACUGUAAUCAGUAAUAAGAAAGGCAGUGGAAAGGAUCUAACUGUGCAGGCCGGUGACAUCCUGGACGUCAUCAGCAACUUGGACAAUGACAAACUCAUCUGCAGGAACAAGGAGGGAAAAUUCGGAUAUGUCUCGUACAGUAACAUCCAGACUGAAGAUAAUGACAUAUAUGAUGACAUCGGUGAUGAUUGCAUCUACGACAACGACAACUGAUUGUGAGAAUGCCAGCUUCCUGAUGCACCUGUGGACCCCAGGCCUGCUUUCAUGCUCCAUCUGACAUUUUAUGUCAGGUUUAUUUCUCUACAUGUGGUGGGAUGCAACGUGCAUGUGUGUGUGGAACGAGUCGAUCCAGUCAUGUGACCCAAACCCAACAGGAAUCACUUUCAGCAGUUGAAAGGAACAAUUUGGACAAAAGUCAAAUAUGCAUAACGUCCCUUUUCCCAAAUGUAGCAGAUCAGCUGAGAUGCACUUGAUGUCCUGGCAGAUGGACUACAUUUGAGAAAAUGAGGCAUUGUGCAAAUUAUCUUGCCUGACUUUCUCAUUUUUAAAAACAACUAUAAUUGUUGAUGGUAAAGUAUUUACAGAUACCAAAGAAAACCAGUGCGCUAUCUGUUUAUUUCUCUUUUUCUUUGGUCAGAUUCUAAAUGGAUCACUUAUAUGCAGCUGUAUAACAUUUCUAACACCUUAUUUAUGUAAGAGACAGUAUUUUGUUGUCCCCCUGUUAUACUGUAACAUUGUUUUUGUAGUCUGGAGUUUAAUAAAGAAGAUUCCAUUCCA